CUCAUUUCAGGCGGAAGCUUCCUGUUGUUUAAUGGUUUGUUUGCGUUCUGGAAAACGACUCUUUUUUCCGAGUUAAAUCCUGAAAAUGCCCUAUUCGGACAGGUCGAGCUCUGACGGCGGUGCUGAGUCCCGGAGCCCCCGGGCCCGGAGGCCCCGGACCCGCUCCAGGAGCCGCAACCGGAGCGACAGUCGCGACCGGAGCCUGUCCCCGUACAGCUUCGGGCCCAAACUGCCCAAACCGAGGAACCGGGAGAGGGAGCACGAGGAGCGGGAGCGGCGAUUCAAGGAGGCCAGAAACAUCCGGCGGAUCCGCAUCGGGAGCCCCCGCCGGAGCCGCUCCAGGUCCCGGUCCCGGUCCCGGUCCAGAGACAGACACAACCACUGGGACGGUCCCGGUAAACAUGGUGGCUUCAGAGACGAUUAUUACUACGAGCAGCAGAGAGACGACGCUCAGAGACAGAGACAGGAGGCGUUCAUCGCCAGGCGUUUGCAGGAGAGGGAGAGGAUUGGAGAACUGGGCUGUCCUGAAGUUUGGGGCUAUUCUCCCAGAGUGAAAGAGCCAGACUCUGAUGAAUUCACUCCAGUUGAAGAAGAUGAGAAAAACAGCAGCUCAGAGUCCAGCUCAGAAGAGGAAAAGAAGAAAAAGAAGAAGAAGAAAAAGAAGUCAAAGAAAAGGAAGAAUAAGAAGCACUCUGAGGACAGCGACCUGGAGUCAGAUUCAGAUGAGGAAGAAAUAAAAAAGAAGAAGAAGAAAAAGAAGAGCAAAAAGUCCAAGAAGUCCAAGAAGAAGAAGGCAAAGAAGAGCCGCAAGGAGUCCAGUGACUCCAGCAGCGAGGAAUCGGAGGAGGAGGAGGAGGAAGAUCCCAGCGGAGUGAUGUGGGUGGAGAAAACCAGCAUGGACGAGCACAUGGUCGGCCCCGAUGCUCCACUCACACACCUGUCGCAGGACGACCGACCUCUGGAUUUUGGCCACGCGCUGCUGCCGGGUGAAGGUGCUGCGAUGGCAGAAUAUGUAAAAGCUGGUAAACGUAUCCCGAGAAGAGGAGAGAUCGGUCUCACCAGCGAUGAGAUCGCAAACUUUGAGAAAUCUGGUUACGUCAUGAGUGGAAGCAGGCAUCGUCGUAUGGAAGCCGUGCGUCUGAGAAAGGAAAACCAGAUCUACAGCGCAGACGAGAAAAGAGCUCUGGCUUCCUUCAACCAGGAGGAGAGGCGGAAGAGAGAGAGCAAGAUCCUGUCCAGCUUCAGGGAGAUGGUGUACAGAAAAACCAAAGGGAAGGAGGAGAAGUGAACACUCCUUCAGUUUUUUCUCACAUUUCAUCGACUUAAAGUCUGAUUGAAUCUGGUGUCAGAGGGGUGUACAGUGUGUGUGUGGUAUCUGUAAAGAAACAUUGAACUGUACCGUAUACUCAGUUUUAAAAGAUAUGUACUCUUGUAAUUGUAAAUAAAUACUCUGGAGCAGAAUGCUAAAAAAAA
This is a messenger RNA of Salarias fasciatus (jewelled blenny), 1473 nucleotides long. It is a transcript of the gene nkap, whose product is annotated as NFKB activating protein. The record is from RefSeq and is a predicted model, not a curated record. NCBI's taxonomy places the organism in Eukaryota, Metazoa, Chordata, Actinopteri, Blenniiformes, Blenniidae. Bases 86 to 1288 code for a protein of 400 amino acids. The transcript has 8 exons. Gene Ontology annotation, biological process: regulation of gene expression. Gene Ontology annotation, molecular function: chromatin binding. Gene Ontology annotation, cellular component: nucleus.